Rubroshorea leprosula is the source of this 625-nucleotide messenger RNA. Lineage: Eukaryota; Viridiplantae; Streptophyta; Magnoliopsida; Malvales; Dipterocarpaceae. The record is from the annotation of a GenBank genome assembly.
CAGUUGGAUUUGAUUAUUUCUUCAUUGCAGAUGAAGUGCAAUCUAAAUUUGACAGAUGUUUACGGUUUUUGCAAGAAACAGUGCAAGAUAUUCCUACUUUUGGCAUUGGCCAUUCUUUGGGAUUGGUCAUUCAUCUUUUAAUCGGGUCAAGAUAUGCUGUGCAAAGAAGUGGGAAUAUACUAAUGGCGUUCAACAACAAGGAAGCAAGCUUUGCUAUCCCUUUGUUCUCACCUGUUCUUGUCCCAAUGGCCCAAAGCAUUGGACCAUUGCUAUCACAGAUUGCAUCAUCGCCAACUAUCCGACGUGGGUUUGUUUUUACAACCGGGGACAAUCUGGUGUUCUUGCAAACUGGUUCAUCAAGUUCCCACACUAUAGGAAUAGAAGUAGCUAUGUUGGUACUGCAAAUUUAUUACUUCAACUCUUUCAUAUCAAACAUGUUUAACAUAGAUGAAUAUUAAAGUUAUUUUGGGUCUAAAACUAGGCCAUCAUUAUGUACCCAUCUAGUUGAACUUAUGCUUGAGUUCAACAAGAAGUUAAAGUAGUUUAAAUUGAAAGGAAUUGUUGUAUUGACAUAACAACUUUUAAGUUUUCAAGUUCAUAGAUAUGGAAAGAUCUAAAGUCUACC